AUGAAGAAAACAUUUGAUAAUAAUUGGAGUAAAUCAGAAAAACAUUUAACACAGGCAUUUAGUGCUCCUUCAUUUGGUCAUUCAAUUGACUUUGAUUAUAAACGUGAUAUAAAAUGUCUAUCGAAAAUAUUGCAAAAAUGUGAAAUAACUUAUGCAUUAGAUUUAGAUUUUAUUCUUCGUUUUCUAUCAUCAUAUAAUUGUGAACAACGUCUGAUACUUGUUUAUGGUCUUGAAUAUGAAUAUGGUUAUAAAUUUAUUAAUAUGAUACUUGACCAACCUGAAUCUCCUGUACGUUUAUGUACAUUAGCCAUGAUAAUUGAACCAAUGGUAUUGUUUGCACGUGAUUUUCAUGAUUUACUUAUAUUAAAACGAGCUGAUAAAAAUAACUGUAAUAUAUUCAGAAAAUUACUGGGAAUUUUAUUAGCAUUAGAUAAUAAUGAUAUACAAAACUUUAAAGAAACAUAUGAAAAUGUAUUUAAAAAUUCAGUUCAAAAAGACAUUGAACUUGCUCAAGAUGAAAAUAGUAUUGCAUCAAAAUUACUUAUUAAAUUACUUGAAGGAAAACGUUAUGAAGUACCGGUACAUUCAGCAUCAGUUGCAAAAAUAAUUGCUCAACAAUUAUAUGAAGUUCGUCAAGGUACAUCUGAAAUUGAUCGUGAUACAUAUACACAAAUGUUUACACGUGAUGCUUUUUCACAAUUAGCAGCUAUAUUUGAUAUAUAUGAAGAUAAAUUUGGACAAUCAAUACAAGAAGCUAUAGAACAUCAAUUUCAAAGUCAAAUUGAAAUAAAAUGUUUUCAAGACAUGGUUGAAUAUAUAAGAUUACCAAGUGGUUAUUAUUCUAAAAUACUUCGACAAGCAUUAGAUGAAAAACCAAUUGAUUAUAGAACAUUAAUAAGAAUUAUUAUUGGUCAUCAAAGUGAAGAUUUAUGUGAAAUUAAAUUAGAAUAUUCAAAAAUUUAUGAUGAAACACUUGAUAAAACAAUUGAACAUCGUAUCGAUAUUGCAGAAAUAAAACAUGCACUUGUUAUGGUAAUUACAAAUGGAAAAAAUCCAUUAUCAUCUAGUUGUGGACAUGCUCUUUUUGAGCAUAGAAAUCAUAGUAAUCUAACUAGUUUAAGAUUAAGUCCAAUAACAACAGAUGGUAUGCAACUAAAACUUAAUCGUUCACAAGAAGCAUUUGAUAAACUUGCUAAUAUAUUUAAAAUGAAACGUCCGCAUUAA
This is a messenger RNA of Rotaria sp. Silwood2, 1224 nucleotides long. The record is from the annotation of a GenBank genome assembly. NCBI's taxonomy places the organism in Eukaryota, Metazoa, Rotifera, Eurotatoria, Philodinida, Philodinidae.